This is a messenger RNA of Brassica napus (rape), 924 nucleotides long. RefSeq names its product mavicyanin-like. The transcript has a single exon. Gene Ontology annotation, cellular component: plasma membrane. The record is from RefSeq and is a predicted model, not a curated record. Gene Ontology annotation, molecular function: electron transfer activity. The coding region runs from base 406 to 924 and encodes 172 amino acids. Lineage: Eukaryota; Viridiplantae; Streptophyta; Magnoliopsida; Brassicales; Brassicaceae.
UUAAAAAUACAAAGACUCAAAUCCGAGGGAAAACCUCCGGAUUUGCAUAUUUUACUUGGAUUUAUAAAUACUAUAUGGAUUUCUAAAUCAAUCAAAAUAUAUAAACCAAUAACACUUUUGAGGUCGUUGUUUAUCUGUUUCCUUUAUACAGAAAAGGGAAGAAAGUACAAAAAACUAAACAUCAUUAAAAAUAUCCAAAUAUAUAUUCAACAAUUUCCCUUUUUAUUGAGAUUGUGUAUAGUUGAUUAUCUUAAUUUUUCCUUAUCUUGGAAUCCUCGGUUUCUAUAUAAACACAUGUAUAGGGGAACUAGAUUUUUCACAAAACAAACUCAAUCACUUCUCCAUAAGAUAUCUACCAAACUUUUCUCUCGACUCUAAAAAUCAAGAAUCAAACAACGAUCAAUUAUGGCUUGGAUCAAUAGCAAACUUUUCUUCACUUCUCUUAUGAUUCUUGUGGCACUUAUUGGGGUUGGAGUAGGAGGAACGGUUCACAAAGUCGGCGACUCGAGCGGAUGGACCAUGAUGGGUGUGGAUUACCAAGCUUGGGCUUCUUCAAGAACUUUUCAAGUAGGAGACUCACUGGUCUUCGAAUACAACAACGAGUUCCACGACGUCACUGAAGUCACUCCCCAUGAUUUCGAGCUAUGCUACUCGUCUAAUCCGUUAGCGAGGUACCAAACUGGAUCAGACACGGUAACUCUAACCAAACCUGGAUUUCAACACUUCAUAUGUGGAGUUCCUGGUCACUGCGACAUAGGACAAAAGCUUCACAUCCUCGUCUUUCCGGCCUCGUUGGGUCCAGUGGCUGCUCCAGUUCCGGGACCAGUCAGAUCACCAAGCUCUUAUAUGUCUCCUUCACCUUCUCCCUUGGCUACUUCAACAACCAAUGCUCCACAAUAUCAGAUGGGACCAUCACCUCUUUGA